ACCAAUUCCCAGAGGCGAUGAAGUCACGUGACCAGAGACUCAGUACGUGGCCGCGGCUCACGGUGGAGGGAUGUCAUCUCCUCCACUACGGUGAGCAGCGUUUUGACUUCACUGGAUUGAAUUUCAUUUCACUGAAUUUUACUUGGACAGUGUACUUGGACAGCUAAACACGACUAGUGUUCGUUUCGUGACGCACAAUAUAUAAAGUUUAUAAAUAUUAAUAAUAAUAAAUUCAUUUAUACGGUUUUCUUUUUGAAUUGUCUUCGCAAUGGUUGUGAUAACAGAGUUUCCUACAGAAUUGAUAGAUAUCAUUCUGUGCACUAACGUUAUCAGCAUUCAAGACGUUAUAAAUUUUUCUUCCACCUGCACGCGGUUUUAUGAAAUCGUCGAAAACAAGAGCAACAUAUUUUGGAAACUAAAAUUACAUCAAAGGUAUUUUUUGUUUUCUUUUAUCUUGUAAUUAGACUUAUUUCAAAAUUUGUUCAAUUUAGUUAAAGGCAAGCUGGAGUGGCUAGUGAACUCCUUCGUGUAUUACCGACGGAAUGAAUGAGUUUUUUAAAUAAAUCUUUUCAUUGCGUAGAAUGAAAAAUCCUUUUGCACGGUAUUAAGGACCUAAUCUUGUGCUCUGUUUUACUCUUGGUCACGAUUGUGACAUUCACAAAAAAGUUUUAUAAGCACUAAUCUUUUUUACUACGCUUUUAAAUUCAUUUCUAAAAGCAUCCUCAUGUUCCUUCAUUCUGUUCCGAGUUGGGAGCCACCCUAUUUUGUAUGUACCUAUACUUUAAUCGUGGAAAAGGAUUUUUCAUUCUAUGCAAUCAAUAAAAGGAUUAGUGUUCACAAAUUUUGGGAUGAAUGAGUAUGUCGUAUUUAUACUGCUGUGUUCUACUUUUGAGCAAAGUCCACGCUAUUGAAACAAUUAACUGAAUUUCUUCGCAAGUCUAUCACGUGGCGUAGUAAAUAAUAACGGAGAGCUUUCGUCUGGGUGGGCAGAUAGAUAUUCUAGUACAUUUCACGUGACAUAAACUAUAGAUUUUCAGUACUGGCAGGUACUGAAAGGUUCAGUACUGGUGAAUAGCGGAACGCAGCCCUGAUAUUCAUUGCAAUAGAGAACACGCUCGGUCUAUUCUUACUAUGGUCUAUGGACAAUAUCAUACAACCUAACCUUAACUUAAAUUGUAUAUGUUGGAAAAAGACAACAAUGCCUACUAUUCGCUCUCUCUUUCUAAGCGUGACGCGAGAACAAUAGCGGCGGUGCGCAUUCCAGUUAGGUCAAUGCAAGGUCCGUAGAUGAGCAGACGACGCACGUUAGGGAAGGUCUUCGCACGGUCGCCAUUUUGGGUCGACGGAGUGAGACAGAUAUAUUUUGUUUCUCACUUUAAUUGACUGUAAUGUAGUGUGCACUACAGUUAGUGCAAACAGAUAUUAAAUCGUCAUCCUGAACGCACCCUAUACAUAAUUGCAAUACAACUAUGUGAUAAUACUAUGCGAUAAAUUAUAAUAACUUUUAUAAAUAAUUCAUUAUGUUCAUCUUAUUUUCCAAACACUGUUAUUUUAUUAUUUUUCCAUCUUAUUUCACUCAUAUUAACUUUCAUGAACAAUUCUUAUCUACUGUUAACCUCUUCUUAAACUGAUAGCUCCGGCAAAGAAACAGCUGCAAGGUAGUGGCCGCCAUUCAUCUACGGACCUUGGGUCAAUGCAGUGACUGCGUUCCAAAAUUCACUGCCAUUACUGAAAAUCUAUGGUGUACGUGACAUAAACUAUAGAGUUUCAAUUAUAAAAUAUAGAAUUUACUUAUGAGUAAAUUCUAUAUGAUACUAUUUUCUCGUUAUGACACAGUACAAGGCGUCAUAAAUACAAUGAUCAUAAGUAAGGGGACCUUAUUGGAAUGAAGUUUGUGCAAAAGAGAUACGCGAACAAUAUAUAGAUUUUAAAGAAUUAGUACAAACAGGUGUAAAAUAUAGGAAACAAGUACGGCAUUUUUUGGCACAGAUGAGCAGGAAGUACCGUUAUGACCACACGGAAAAAUCGACUUCAAUAUGUAAUCAAUUAGAAGUCGAUGAAACAGAUCUCUAUUUAUUGAUUCAUCCAAAUGAGAUGAAUCAUCCUUUCAAAUAUUAUUUUCUUAAAGAUGAGUUAAUGAAUUUACUUGAACGUGGACAUAAAGAGGACUGGACAGAUAUUUAUUACAGUAAAAAGUAUCUUCGACAUCUAAAGCAUUGUCAUGCAAGAAGCAUAUGGGCAAAAUUUAUAAAUCGCCCUCUUAACCAGAAGUUUUUAUUGGAAGAAGGGGCAACCUUUAUCGCACAUUGGUGUGGACCGGAUGUCUCUUACACACAUAUAGAAACACAACUGGAUAAUAUAACACAACUAGUAAUGGAUCACCUUGAAAUUCACUGUCCUACGCAUCCUAUAUUCUCGGUAUCCCAGGAAGAAUUUUCGUUGUGGAAACACAAUAAUAUUUAUAGUGAUCAAUGGAACUACAAUGAUGGAAUAGAAAUUCUAAAUAUUCUGCGCAAGAUAUUCUUCACCAUAUUAAAUUUCCACGUUCUGAAUAUAAAUGAUCCCCGUUUGUUUCCAGAAAAUAUUCUUAUAAAUUACGUUUUAGAAAGAAGAGUUGGUAUUAGUGCAUCGUUUGCAAUCAUAUUCCACAGUGUUGCAAGAAGACUGGGUUUAUAUUGUGCACCAAUCUUUAUUCUGUGUGAUAAUUCUAAGAAGAAUUGUAUGUUACGUUGGAAGCCAAAAUAUGAUCCGAAUAUCCAAGAAACCUGGUUCAUCAUCGAUAUUCUGCAUAAUAGGGUCCUUAAGAGACCCUCCAUGAGAUUCCAUGUCGCGAAAAUAAAUUCCACAGAGCUAUUAUUAGCAUUAAUGAAAUAUCUAAAGACAACCUGCAAGAAUCCUAAUGGAGAUAAACUCAUAGAAUUUAAGAAAAGUGAAUGUAUGGAGCUGCACUUUUUGGUGCAACCAGAGCAUUUGGGAAAUUUCUGCUCAUUACAACAACACCAUGAGCGCAUGAAUAUGAGUCUAGCAACUGUUGUAACUACAUUGCAAACGAUCACUGAUACCGUUGGAUAUAAUAGGAAUAUGAGAUACUUUGAAGCGCUAUUAGAGAAGUUACAAAACAGCGAGAAAAAAUAUCAGGUAAAUACUCAUAUUGAACCAAAAAAGAGGAUUGCAGGAAUGAGAUUCGCGAUUGGAAUGGUCGUAAUAAUGGAUCACUCAAGAGCUCAGGCAACCGGAUUGUGUAAAAUAGGAGUGAUAAUUGGAUAGGAUCAAUGUAAUCAAAACGUGAUCAAAAGAUACUCAAAAAAAAGAAAGAUGGAUGAGGGAAUUAUUAACAAGGAUCCAUUUGUGCAGUAUCACAUACUUCUUAACAAUGGGGAAAUAUGUAAUAGCUUGGAAAGUAUGAAUACAGAUUGUAUUAUAUAAAUUAUAUUAUUCUGAAGUAUAUAUAUCUACUGCAUAUAAUAACGUGUGCGUGUAUUUGUAUGUAACAAAAUAAUUUUAUUAAAAUAUUGUUUUAUUUUAGAUCGUUUAACAAAGGUAACGAGAAAGACACCAGACCUUAUCCACAGCAGUGAAAUUGGCAGAUUUUUUAGUAAAUUCGAAGAUACUUAUUAUGUUCCAAACAAAGCACUAGUAGAUAAAUAUUCAGAUGAUAUGUUAUAUUUAUCUUCAAAUAAAUUAUAAUAAUAAAUAAUAAAUAUAAUAAUAAUAAUAAUAAAUUAUAAGACAG
Ooceraea biroi (clonal raider ant) is the source of this 3733-nucleotide messenger RNA. RefSeq names its product F-box only protein 21. The record is from RefSeq and is a predicted model, not a curated record. NCBI's taxonomy places the organism in Eukaryota, Metazoa, Arthropoda, Insecta, Hymenoptera, Formicidae.